UUGCAGGCAAUGUAUUUUUUUUUCCCAACACAUUGAUGCCUGUUUAAUCGAACUGUUCAAUGAGUGCUUUUGUCACGCUUUGAAUCAGAUCAUCAGGCUGACAUUUUUUCGCUCUCUCCAGGCUGACCUGAACAGCGGCGGGAUGCUGGAUGAGCCGGGUUCAUUCUACGGUGUAAGCAGCCAGUACAGCAGCAUGGAGAACAUGACUAUUACAGUUUCAACUAAAGUGUGCUCAUUCGGCAAACAGGUGGUAGAGAAAGUUGAGACAGAGUACGCCCGCAUGGAGGGAGGGAAGUAUGUUUACAGGAUCCACCGCUCUCCUAUGUGUGAAUACAUGAUCAACUUUAUCCACAAACUCAAACACUUACCUGAAAAGUACAUGAUGAAUAGCGUUCUUGAAAACUUCACUAUCCUACAGGUGGUGACGAACCGUGACACCCAGGAGACCCUGCUCUGUAUAGCGUUUGUUUUUGAGGUUUCCAAUAGUGAACAUGGAGCGCAGUAUCAUGUCUACAGACUUGUAAAAGACUAACAGCUCGUAAAGAUGGUUCCGGAAAAAAGAGACUCAGCGCGACGCAAUCUCUCUACAACCACCUCAACCUUCCAGGAAAAAAAAAAAAAGACCACAGAAACCUUCAAAAAUGCGACAAAAGACUAACAUGGACACAGUUUAUGCUUUAAGUACGUGAGGGGAAAAAAAUAAACAUCAGACAUGCCAACAUGGAACAAAAUUGUGAAGAACUUUGGAUAGAGAGCUGUUUUUUUUUAUGUGAUUAAACAAGAUGAAGUGGGUCACUUAGUGUUUGAUGAAGAUUGCCACGUUUAAUUUAGGGAUGAAGAAUGUGUUUGAGGUUGAAAGGCUCCCUGCGUUAGCAGAGAAAUGCAUAUGGCCUGAAAUGUGGAGAGAUUUGGACCAGAGAACGGGAAGAAAUGGUGGAAAGUUGUUUCGGUUUGUUCGUACAGCAAGUGCCUUUUUCUAACCAAAGGUUUUACCAUUGCCUGCCACUUUGGAUUGCCUUUUUUUCUUUUUUUUUUUUUUUUACUACCUCUUGUUUUUGAAUGAGCAAAAGACGUUCAUACUGGUGUGUUUUGUUACAAAAGAUAUCGAAAACCUGAUCGACAUCUGUGAGGGCAGAGGGGCACAGAGGAAUGGGAUAACUAAUUUUCAUGUUGCCUAAUUUACAAACUAUGACAGAAAAAAAGAAAGUGUAAACAAAAUGUUUAACAGUCCGUCUGUAACAGGGGAAUACUGAUACUGUUGCUGUGUUAUUGUAGUUCUGCGUAUGUUUUUACAUCUUAACACAGUUUAAAAUCAGGUCUUACUAGAAUCUAGCUGUUACUGACGUCCAACUCUAGGGAUGUCUUGUAUCUUUGCAAUUUUGACAGGAAUCCAGGGCUUUGCCUUCCUUGUGAGAUCCCUGUUAUUUCCUGCUGUUUGAAGACGUGUGCUCAGAUGCACUUAUUGAAAAAAAAAAAAA
Messenger RNA from Cyprinodon variegatus (sheepshead minnow), 1478 nucleotides. Its product is annotated as protein scalloped-like. NCBI's taxonomy places the organism in Eukaryota, Metazoa, Chordata, Actinopteri, Cyprinodontiformes, Cyprinodontidae. The annotation marks the transcript as partial. The transcript is spliced from 3 exons. Gene Ontology annotation, cellular component: transcription regulator complex. Gene Ontology annotation, molecular function: DNA-binding transcription factor activity, RNA polymerase II-specific; RNA polymerase II cis-regulatory region sequence-specific DNA binding. The record is from RefSeq and is a predicted model, not a curated record. Gene Ontology annotation, biological process: regulation of transcription by RNA polymerase II; embryonic organ development; hippo signaling.